CUUUAGGUCACACACCAUGCAAUUUGUGUACUGAAAUGGUUUUUUCUCAGCUGAUUAUUUAAAUUAAUCAAAAUAUAACAUGUAAAUCGCUUCAAAAUGGAAAGUUUUGGUACAUUAAAGUGAAAAUGUAUUUUUAUAAAAGUCAUAGUCAACAAUAAAAUAAAAUCCAGUAAAAUAAAAUACUUUGAGCUACAGCUGACAGAUAUACUAAAACCAAUUGAAUCAAUAUGGGCAAGCAUAAGACUUCUAUUCAAGACGAUAUAAUGGUGGAGUUUAUGAAAGACAACCCGGAGAUCGCCAGGGGUUUCGUCAAAGGAGACCGCGCAGCAACAGAUGCCAAAUGGUCAAAGCUGACAAAAGCAUUAAAUGCAGAAGGACCCCCAACUAAGGAUCCAUCAGGGUGGAAGAAGGUAUGGUCUGACUGGAAAAUUGUGGUACGCAAGAAACUGGUCCGAAACAAGCAGGAGGUCGAGAGUGCUGGCGGCGAGCCAUACUCCCUGGUGGCUAUCCAGCCAAUCGAGGAGGAGAUUGCUUCCUUGUGCGGCCUUUUUGCGAUGGUGAAUGGAGUAGGAGGAGGUUUCGAUUUUGGAACACCUAUAAAGCAAGAGGUAGGCCAAUUAGAGGAAUCGCCAUUGUCUCCAAUAUCGACGACCCGGUUUGGUGAGGAAUCGGAAGCUGAAGCAGAGCCCAGAGCGAAACGUGCUCGCCCGUCUGCUCCACCUUUGAAUUUGGAGAAUCUCUGCUCUCUACAAGCAGAAACUUUGAAUUCGGUGGCUGAAACUUUGAAAGAAAUGAAAGAGCAGCAAAGCAGCCAUUUCAAAGCUUUGGAAGAAAUAGAAAGGGAGAAGCUUGAGGUUUUAAAAAAGCUAUUAAAUUAAAACAUUAGGACGGCCUAGCUGAGCAAGUGUACCAGCUAUCUCUAUUGCGAGUAUUGAUGGUCUUCUUAUUCAAUUCCAUUGUCAUCUUCCCGAGGUCCGGCCCAAACUAAAUAAUCUGCGACUGGCAGAAACGACAAGCAGAAACUUUGAAUUCGGUGGCUGAAACUUUGAAAGAAAUGAAAGAGCAGCGAAGCAGCCAUUUCAAAGCUUUGGAAGGAAUAGAAAGGGAGAAGCUUGAGGUUUUAAAAAAGCUAUUAAAUUAAAACAUUAGAACGGCCUAGCUGAGCAAGUUUACCAGCUAUAUCUAUUCACGUGCGAGUAUUGAUGGUCUUUUUAUUCAAUUCCAUUGUCAUAUUCCCAAAAUCCGGCCCAAACUAAAUAAUCUGCGACUGGCGAUUUAAGUAUGCGGUAGAUAUUGAGGAAGGCGCUGCAAGUAUUAAUAUUGCUGCAUGCGAAUAUGGGGUCAUUGUUAAAUGAGCGUCGAAGGGUCUAAGCCUACUUUUAAGAACUCAUAAAACACUUUACUACCUUUUCUUAUACCUACUAAUUAGUAUAUACAUACAUAUACAUAUGUACAAAAAAAAAAAUUUCAUAAACAUCGAUCGAGCCGUUUCAACAACAAGAUUUGUGUAUAUUAGAAGAGAAACAAAUAGCAAAAUGAUACCAAUGUGUCAGUAUUGAGUGUUUUUGUUGAAAUAAUGGUUUUGUAAAUAAUAUAUGAACAUAUAAAUUUAAUCAAAUAUACAAUAUUUAAUUUAACGUA
Molecule: messenger RNA, 1641 nt
Organism: Drosophila miranda
Lineage: Eukaryota; Metazoa; Arthropoda; Insecta; Diptera; Drosophilidae
Exons: 3
Coding region: 228-878 (216 amino acids)
Source: RefSeq, a predicted model, not a curated record